Molecule: messenger RNA, 2088 nt
Organism: Pichia membranifaciens NRRL Y-2026
Lineage: Eukaryota; Fungi; Ascomycota; Pichiomycetes; Pichiales; Pichiaceae
Exons: 1
Coding region: 35-2044 (669 amino acids)
Source: RefSeq, a predicted model, not a curated record
GCAACAUCAUAAUCUUCAAACAACACUGUAUGAUAUGAGUGGCUUGGGCUAUAAAUUGGGGCAACAGGGACGCCAAAUACUUAAUUCCAACAAUGUCACAGCUCAGGACAGUUAUGGCGCUAUACCAAAGGUUCAACAAUUUCAGCUUCCCACUGAGCUAGACUACUUGCUCUAUGACAUUGCUAAUCCUAAACCAUCAACUUCUGCUGAUAAGGUAUUCUCUUAUCUUGUACACUAUUAUCCAAGACUUAAAAGUAGUGUAAAUAUUCAGUUGUUGACGAAGCACUUUUUGAGGUGCCCCCUUUUCUUCAGUUCGUUGAAAGAUCAAACUUUAGAGAACAUCACUAAGAUAAUUGAAUGUUACCAAUACAUAAUCACAACUAAAUACAAAGUUAGCAAUCCAACAAUUUCUUUUCAUGAGUUUUAUAUUUCCAUUUACGAUUCUAUACGUGAUGUACUACUGCAUGACUCUACUGCACACUGGAAAAUACUACCCGUCUUAGCAGGUUGCAUCUCUUCCAUAUCAUCGAUGGAAUUGUAUAACCCAUGCCCGUCUCAUCAUAAUGUUAUUGCAAAAGUGAACAAGUUAGAGUUAUCUCUUUUUUCGGACUCAUUCCUCUAUGUGAUACGAUCUCCUUUACUGCCAGAAUUUAAAGAUAAUAUCCUCGUGUCAUUGAUCUACACCCAGGAACACUUAUCAAGUAGUUUUUAUGCAGGAUUGACCAAUGCAGAUCCUGAAAUUUUACCAGAAUUAAUGCGUAUUCUUUUUUUCUCUAAAUAUGGUUUAGACAAAGGCUCGUUGCUCAGUUCAAAUAUAAGCUACAAUGAUAUAAUGAGAACAAAGCCUAUUUUGAGGCAGCUAAAUAAAUGGGCUUUUCUUUUUGGAAAGAUAGCAAAAGCCUCCAAAGACCCUUUGCAAAACUUAAAAGCUAUUUCUAGGUCUCUUGAUUAUAUUGUUUCAUUUGCAAUCAAUAUAUCCAACGCUGGACUAGAAACGCUAUUUGAGGCUUCAGAUAAGUGGGAUCUUGUUAAAUAUAUUUUCUUCACGGUAGUCAUGAUAUUUGAACAUGCAACCAGAGAGAUUGUAUUGGGAACCUCAAGAAUUAAUCAAUUUGCGUUUAUGAUCUCCAAUCAAAUAUUACGCUCCUUUUUUUAUCUUUCCUAUGUUCUCGAUCAGAUUGGUACCGGUGGCUUCGAUUCUUAUAACUUUAUCUUUGAUUCUACAACUUCUUUAUUGGGGGAAUACAAUCCUGAUUUGACUGAGUCGCUUUUGUACUCCAUGCUUAAUGAAAUUCCAGUUUCAAAGCGACAAACACCUGCGAAUGAAUCCAAAUUGAACUACUUUUUCAGGACCACUGAAGCUACGCUCCAAUCAUUAAAAAAAUCAUUUAAAGAAACAACCUUAUUUCCUUUGAUGAAUUCAGUGUUCGACUCGAAUGACUCUUCUGCUCCCACGGUUGAGUUUUGCCAUUCAAUAAUGGUCAAACACUUAAAUUUGCUGUGUAUGAACCUUUCCGAAUCUGAAAAUGAAGCCCAUUUGCAGGAGGCAGUUUUUUCAUGCUUCAAUCGAGUACUUGCCCAAUUUCCCAAAAACCUUUCACUUAACCAGACUUCCUUAAUUACACAAACGUGCGGCAAAGCUGCUGCUAUUUCAUCACCUAAUGAUCCUGAAUUCUUAAAUACACUACUUGAUCUGGUUCGCUUUCAGAUAAACAUGUCAGCAUAUACACCAUUACCGCCCAGAAUCAGCUUUGUUAAUGGCGACAGAAUGACUGUUCCGGAAAAGCUUUGCACACGGCGUGCUGGACUUAUUUCAAUUUAUAUUGAUCUUCUUCAAUUUACGAGUAUUAAUUCUUUUACUAAUAUUCUAGAAGACAUCAAACAUCAAAUAGAUAAUUUAGUAGGCAGUCAGGACGUCUACUUUUUAUACGAUGUUUUGUGGGACAACAUUCUCCUGGUGAAUAAAUAUGAUUGUCAGAAGGGUCAAAUAGGUAUAGAUUGGUGGUAUCGGAGAGUGAAUAAGGAGCUAGUCCCUAAGUUGUAAUUUAGGUUUAAUUUAUCAAGUAGAAAAUUUAUAGUAAUACAGAA